AUGGAAAAAGAUAAAUUCACACAGAUAUUUAACAAUUUUGUAUUAAAUAAAUUAAUAUUCAAACAUGUUAAGAGUAUUCAUGAUGUUAUUGGUGGUGCUGCAUACAGAUGGUCAGAGGUAAUAGAGAAUCCAACAGUAAUGGCUGGUUAUUCCUAUUUAAAUGAACUUAAACUGUAUUAUGCCGAUCAUUCUAUUGGUAGUUAUGAAGUUAGUGCAACACCUACAUUUAGAGCAGCAAUCAAAAGUGGAAACAUCGAGAUGCUCAAAUAUUUGGUGGAUUUGGCCAAACCAUUAUCAGUAACCGGUCAACAUAUUAAUUUCAAUGGAAUCUUAGGUUAUGCAGUGAAAUAUGGGGGUUUUGAAAUGGUCAAAUGCAUAUGUACAGAGUUUGAAAAGAAGAGAUUGGAUUACGAGUCUGCAUUCAUGAAAUCACCACUCUCUGGAGAUAUCGAAUUAGUCGAGUAUAUAAACGAGAAAAUGCUGGUGGCGAAUCGUGAUCAUUUAGAGACAAGAGAAUUCGAUGUAGAUUAUGAUAGAGAGGAAAUAUUCUAUAAUGCCGCAAAGAUAGGUCGAAUCGAUAUCAUUGAAUGGCUGUUGGCGAAUAGAUCAGAAGAUAGGCCUGAAGGAAAUGAAAUGUAUUUUGGUGCAAUUAAAGGUGGACAUCUCCAUGUUGUUCAAUAUCUCCUCGAUAUCGACGAACCAACUACAGAUCCGGAUCAUGGUACAUUGUUUGACCAUUCAAUCUUUUACAAUCAAUUUGAAAUUGCAAAACUAUUACAUCAACAUGAUAUCACAGAAUCGGAAGAGACACCCAUAGAUUAUGCAGCAAAAAAUGGAAAUAUCGAAUUGUUGACAUGGUUGAAUGAAAAUACAACUGUCGAAGCAAGUGAGGAAGCUAUGAACAAUGCAGCACUCAACAACGAUUUAGAAGUUCUCAAAUGGUUACAACAACACCGAACUGAAGGUUGCAGUGAAUCUAUAAUCCAAAGUGUGUCUAGUAAAGGUCAUAUUGAAGCUGUUCAAUGGUUAUAUGAGAAUCAAAGUGGUGUACUUCAAUCCCAACAAUCAAUCGAUGAAGCUAUUACAUAUGGUUAUUUAGAACUCGCCAAAUGGUUGUUUGAAAAACGAAAUCAACAACCAAGUGAAGAUGCAAUAGAUUAUGCUGCAAGCAUUGCAUCAUCGGAUAUGACCAGUUUGGAAAUGAUCAAAUGGUUGCAUGAGAAUCAUCCAAAUGUAGGAUGUACAGAACAAGCUAUGUUAUAUGCAAUCGGUAAUGGUCAUUUCGGAACAAUGAAAUGGUUGCGAGAAAACAGAACUGAGAUUUCAAGUUCGAAAAAGCUUGACUUGAAUGGCUUUGACAUGAACAACUUAGAUAGAGAAGCUAUCGAUUGGUUAUCGGAGAACUUUAUUAUCGAUUGGGAUCUAGUACUUUUUAAUGCAGUGAACAAUGAUAAUUCAGAAAUAGUGGACAUUAUUAUCAAUCAGAAUCUCUCAGCUAUCGCUGUUAUUGACAGCUAUAGUAUCUCAGAGUUAUUCCGCAAAGGUUGUAGAAAGAUGAUUAGAUGGUACCACAACAAUAAUAUUCCAGGCGUAUUCAAUGAAGAAUCAAUGAAGAAUUCGAUUGGCGGAAUGCAGUUUCCACUUGUAAAAUGGCUCUAUGAAAACAGAAGUGACUGUCAAUGUACUUUUAAUAGUUUCAAAUCGGCAGUCGAAUCUGGAGAUAUGGGUAUGAUUGGAUACCUCUUGGAGAAACAUCCAGAGUUUGGCUUUCGAACAACUAUGGAGGAUUAUCUUGAACAAUAUUUUUGUGAUGAUGAUAUUGAAAUGAUUGAGUUCAUUUUGGACAAGAUCGACUUUCAAUUGGUGGAACUAAAGAAAUUUCAAGAGAAGAUAAAUUCCUCAUCAGACUAUUCUGAUAUUUCAAAAGCACUUUUGAAUGAUCAUAUUAAAAAGAAAGUCGCUUAUUAUGGUGAUCGUUGA
Heterostelium album PN500 is the source of this 1980-nucleotide messenger RNA. RefSeq lists its product as uncharacterized. NCBI's taxonomy places the organism in Eukaryota, Evosea, Eumycetozoa, Acytosteliales, Acytosteliaceae. Gene Ontology annotation, molecular function: protein binding. The transcript has a single exon. The record is from RefSeq and is a predicted model, not a curated record. Bases 1 to 1980 code for a protein of 659 amino acids.